Molecule: messenger RNA, 1341 nt
Organism: Sesamum indicum (sesame)
Lineage: Eukaryota; Viridiplantae; Streptophyta; Magnoliopsida; Lamiales; Pedaliaceae
Product: BTB/POZ domain-containing protein At1g21780
Molecular function (GO): protein binding
Source: RefSeq, a predicted model, not a curated record
ACAGAGACACAGACUUUCUUAGAACUCAAGUCAGAAGACCCCAAAGCCCAAACACACUUCAUAGUCCUCCUCACUGCACUUUCACUGCCCUUCUCUCUAAUCUCAUCUCUCUCUCUCUCUCUCAGUGUGUGCGAAAAUGGUGGACACUAAGGUGGAGACCAUAGCAAGAUUGGCGCAGUGGAAAAUUGAGAGUUUCGGCCCAACCACAGCCUACAAAAGAUCCGACCUUUUCAAAAUCGGCAUAUGGAAUUGGUGUUUAUCGGUGGAGAGGAACCGGUCAAUGUGUGUCCGCCUUUUCCCCGAACCUUCUCGGGUUUCCAAGGAGCAGCCGCCUAUUGCCCGUUUUGUCAUACGUGUCACCACCUCCGGCUUCAAUCGCAGACCCUACAUUUCUCCCAUUCAUGAGAGAGUGCUUCGGAUGAGUGAUGACUUUGCCUGUCUGGUGGAUAUUACUGUUCAAGGUCGAUUCAUCAUUGAUGUUGAAUUUCUGGACCUUAAGAUCUACCCUAUAAAUGGUGGAGAAGCCACUUCCAUAUGGCCCGGUGAUGGCACGAUGAAAAAUCUAGCAACUCAAAACACUCUCAGAUGUCUCUCUCGCAUGCUUGAUGAGGCUAUUCAUGCAGAUGUUACCAUCAAUACAGCAGAUGGGACACUUCAAGCUCACAAGGCAAUUCUUUCUGCAAGCUCUCCCGUUUUCCAGAGCAUGUUCCAACAUAAUCUCAAGGAAAAAGAGUCGUCAACCAUUGACAUUGAAGAUAUGACAUCCGAGUCUUGCAUGGCACUUCUCAGCUACUUGUAUGGUACCAUGAACCAGGAAGAUUUUUGGAAGCACCGCUUGGCGUUGUUGGGUGCGGCAAACAAGUACGAUAUUGUAGGCUUGAAGGAUGCAUGUGAAGAAAGUCUUCUAGAAGAUAUUAACUCAGGAAACGUGCUUGAGAGGUUGCAAGAGGCUUGGCUGUAUCAACUGGAUAAACUGAAGAAAGGAUGCUUAAUGUAUUUGCUUGAUUUUGGCAAGAUCUAUGAUGUUAGAGAAGAAAUGAAUGAUUUCUUCAGACAGGCAGACAGGGAACUAGUGGUAGAGAUGUUCCAGGAGCUGCUUGCAGUUUGGAAACCAGCAUAAAGGCUUCGUAAGAGGUUUUUACCUUGUAUCAUCUGUAUAAAGAAUCCCUACAGCUCACUAAUUACAGCAUUUCUAGGUACGUGAUUGAGGUAAAGAGAUAUCCAUAUAGAGCUGUAAUAUAGUUAUUGAAUGUGAAUCAUGUAAAGUUUAUGACUGCUUGUAAUUUGAAUAGACUGAAAUGCAUUAAUACCAUAAUUAAGAAAAAGAAUGGAAUUCAAUAA